Molecule: messenger RNA, 846 nt
Organism: Triticum turgidum subsp. durum (durum wheat)
Lineage: Eukaryota; Viridiplantae; Streptophyta; Magnoliopsida; Poales; Poaceae
Source: the annotation of a GenBank genome assembly
AUGGCAACCGCCGUUCCACCGAUCAUCUCCCCGAAGGAAGAUCUCCCCCCUCCACUGACCUCCGCCUCCGAGCCCCCUCCGCUCUUCGACGGCACCACCAGGCUGUAUCUUGCAUAUCACUGUCCGUACGCGCAGCGCGCUUGGAUUGCCAGGAACUGCAAGGGUUUACAGGACAAGAUCAAGGUAGUCGCCAUAGAUCUGGCGGACAGGCCAGCUUGGUACAAGGAGAAAGUUUACCCGGAGAACAAGGUGCCUGCCCUGGAGCAUAACAACCAGGUGAAAGGAGAGAGCUUGGAUUUGGUCAAGUACAUUGACAGCAAUUUUGAUGGCCCAGCAUUGCUGCCUGAUGAUUCUGCAAAGAAGCAGUUUGCUGAGGAACUGCUUGCGUUCAGCGAUGGGUUUAAUAGUGCAUUUUUCUCAUGCUUACGCUCCAAGGGAGAUGUGUCAAAUGAAGCCGCUGCUGCUGUGGAUAAAAUAGAAGCUGCCUUGGGGAAGUUCAGCGAUGGCCCAUUCUUCCUUGACCAAUUCAGUUUGGUGGACAUUGCGUAUGUACCAUUCAUCGAAAGGUUUCAGAUAUUCUAUUCUGGUAUCAAGAAGGAUGAUCUUGCCAAGGGAAGGCCCAACCUGCACAAAUUCAUUGAGGAAGUGAACAAGGUCGACGCAUAUACACAGACCAAAUUGGACCCACAGUUUCUACUUGAUCAAAUGAAGGAGAAGUUUGGAUUGCUUGAAGAUGUGACCAAGGAUAACCAAAUAUGCAUGCCAGGGAAUCGCUGCAGAAUAGCAGAUUUAGACUCGGGGGUGUUGCAAUAUAUUUUGAAUAAAAGAUGCAUGCCAUGCAUAUAG